Messenger RNA from Fusarium verticillioides 7600, 1583 nucleotides. Its product is annotated as alcohol dehydrogenase. NCBI's taxonomy places the organism in Eukaryota, Fungi, Ascomycota, Sordariomycetes, Hypocreales, Nectriaceae. The coding region runs from base 106 to 1143 and encodes 345 amino acids. The transcript is spliced from 3 exons. Gene Ontology annotation, molecular function: zinc ion binding; oxidoreductase activity. The record is from RefSeq and is a predicted model, not a curated record.
GAAGCUGUAUAAAAGGUGAUGUCAAGGACAUCUCAUUCCUCUUCUAAAACCAUUAAUUGACCUCUCAAAACACCAUUGUUCCAUAUCUAUACUCAAAUAUCGAGAAUGAAGGCCCUCGUCUACGCCGGUAAUGGCUCCGUUACCCUCCAAGAUCGUCCUCUCCCCAAGAUCGCUUCACCAACAGAUGCAAUCAUCAAAGUCACCAAGACCACCAUCUGCGGAACUGAUCUGCACAUCCGAAAAGGAGAUGUCGCUACCUGCGAGCCAGGAAGAGUUCUAGGCCACGAAGGCGUGGGCAUCGUCCAUUCCGCAGGUGCAUCUGUCGCACGCUUCAAAGAGGGUGAUAGAGUUCUAAUUUCUUGCAUCUCAAGCUGCGCGACCUGCGAGUACUGCCGCAGGGGAAUGUAUAGCCAUUGUACUUCUGGAGGUUGGAUUCUUGGCAACACCAUCGAUGGAACUCAAGCUGAAUAUGUCCGCAUUCCCCAUGCUGACUCGAGUCUCCACCCUAUUCCCGAUGGGGCAGAUGAGGCUGCUUUGGUGAUGGUCAGCGACAUUUUCCCAACUGGUCUUGAAGUUGGUGUUCUCAGUGGCAAAGUCCAACCUGGAGGGACUGUAGUAGUUGUCGGCGCUGGACCGGUUGGCUUGGCUGCUAUUGUCACUGCCCAGCUAUACUCACCAUCCAAGAUCAUUGCGGUCGAUAUGGACAAUGCCAGACUUGAUGUUGCCAAGAAGCUCGGCGCAACUGAUUCGGUCGUCAGCGGUCAAGACGCUGUUGCCCAAGUGAUGAAAUUGACAGAUGGGAAAGGUUGCGAUACCGUCAUUGAGGCUGUUGGUAUCCCCGCUACUUUUGAGCUCUGUCAAAAGCUCAUCGCCGUUGGGGGCGUGUUGGCAAACGUUGGUGUGCAUGGUACCAAAGUGGACCUCCACCUUCAGGACCUAUGGAUCAAGAACAUCUCGAUCACUACUCAGCUUGUGGAUACUGUUACUACCCCCAUGCUUCUCAAGCUAGUGCAAUCUGGCAAACUGCAACCCUCGCAGCUGAUCACUCAUAAUUUCAAGCUGAGCGAUGUUGAGAAUGCUUACAAGACAUUUGGCGAGGCAUCAAAGCAUAACGCUCUGAAAGUGCUUAUUGAGGUAGAUUAAAUAGAGAUUCUAGAGAACACACAUGGCCAUUAUUCUAAGUUUCACUUCCAUCGAAUAAAGAGUGGUUGUCAAAGACUAAGCCCACUUUCCAACCAGAGCCAUAAUUCCAGCACCCAGGAAGAGGCAGACGAUCAUAAAUCCCAGCCUGACCUUGUCGUUCGUUCUCUCACGAUUGAAGAGAAAGUCCCUAGCAAUCAUCUCCACAAAUCCAGUAUAAAUGAGAAUGCCAGCAGAAAUAGAGUCAAAGAUACCGUUGACCGUGUUUGCAGUGAAGGAUGAGUUAUCGUACGUCUUUCGGAUACCGAGACCAAUUGCAAUGGCAAUAGGUGUUGUCAGACCGUAAGCGAGACAGAGGAGCCAGGGCAUACUGCGAAGUCGGUUGGGGAAAGGGAUGGCACUAAGUCUGGCGCCGAUACCAAGGCCUUCGAAGGAUUGGUGGA